Messenger RNA from Diospyros lotus (date-plum), 1520 nucleotides. RefSeq names its product protein SRC2-like. Lineage: Eukaryota; Viridiplantae; Streptophyta; Magnoliopsida; Ericales; Ebenaceae. The coding region runs from base 72 to 1049 and encodes 325 amino acids. The transcript has a single exon. The record is from RefSeq and is a predicted model, not a curated record. Gene Ontology annotation, biological process: defense response.
CCCUCUCUCACUCUUACUCAGAUAUAUAAAUUGUGAGGUUCAGUGAGAUUAAUAUUCGGAUUCAGAUCAAGAUGGAGUAUCGAACUUUGGAGAUCAACGUCAUGUCGGCCAAGGAUCUGAAGCAGGGCAAUCUCUUCACCGAGAUGAGCGUCUACGUCGUCGUUUCGAUCUCCGGCGAUCCCGCCACCAGGCAGAACACCGCGGUGGACAGAGACGGCAACACCAACCCCACCUGGAACUUCCCCAUGAUGUUCACCUUUGACGAGUCCGCCCUCCAACAGAACCGACUCACCCUCGUCUUCAACCUCCUCUGCGACAAGGACGUCGUUGAAGUCCACGUCCCGGUCAAGGAGCUCGCCGACUCCAUCGACACCGGAAAACUCCAGUUUUUCACUUACCCGGUGGUAAAGCCCUCCGCCAAGCUCAAGGGCAAGCUCAGUUUUUCGUACAAGUGGGGCGAGAAAUUCGCCGGAUCGGCGGCCGCUAAGUAUGAUGUACCGUCGACAGCCUAUCCGGGUACUGCGGUGGGGGAUUCAUCGGUAGCUGCUAAGGCGGGGCCGAGCUAUGGAUACCCACCGCCGCCGCCGCCGCCCUACAAUACUGGGGCAUAUCCGCCACCGCCUCCGGGCCACGUGUACCCGCCGCCGACUCCUGGCCACGAGUACCCGCCGCCGCCGCCUCCUGGCCACGUGUACCCGCCGCCGACUCCAGGCUACGUGUACCCGCCGCCGACUCCGGGCUACGUGUACCCGCCACCGACUCAGAGCUAUGUGUACCCGCAGCCGCCUCCGGGCUACGUGUACCUGCCGCGGACUCCGGGCUACGUGUACCCGCCGCCGCCUCCGGGCUACGUGUACCCGCCACCGCCUCCUUAUGGGGGCUAUCCACCGCCUGGGUACGGGUAUGGGUACGCGCCGCAACCGGGAUAUGGGAACCCGGAGCCAGCGCAGCAACCGGCGGCAAAGAAGAAGAGCAAGUUUGGGAUGGCGGUGGGGACUGGGGUGUUGGCAAAUGUGAUUGGUGGGCUGUUGGUGGCCAGUUUUAAUUGACGAAAUGAGAGAAGUGAGAGAGAAGCAAGGGAAACAAAUCUGUAUUGGCGUGCCUCUCUGCUCUUAUUAUCUCCAAUCACAAAAACUGUGUUAGGAUUAAUUAGCAGCGAGUGGGUGGGUGUAAACCUUGGGAUGAACUGUGAACUCAUCAAUAUCUUGGAUUUGAUCUCCCCUAUUGUGCCAUUGUGCCUUGGGUUACUAGUGUGGCUAGGGCUUGUGGCUAGGGCUUCAACUCCAGCAUUUGAUUAAUUUCUGUUUCAAGGACAAUAAAACUCUUAGCUACGUUGACUAAUAGAAUAUGGCGACAAUGGACGAUUUGCUUUAUGCUAUAUUUAUCUUCAUUGCUGACUGCAUUAUCUGGCAUCUAAAUCAAUGAUUCUCCGUGCCAAACUGUCGAUCACUGCACGGAAUAUAAAGCUUUUCUUCCCCCUCUGAUGAGCAAAUGUGUAGUCUUUCAAUUUGUCAGUUGUC